Molecule: messenger RNA, 303 nt
Organism: Acaulospora morrowiae
Lineage: Eukaryota; Fungi; Glomeromycota; Glomeromycetes; Diversisporales; Acaulosporaceae
Source: the annotation of a GenBank genome assembly
AUGGGAGUUGACAAAAGAAAAGACGUAUCCAGCUCUGAUUCUGAAUCCAAGAGAUUGAAGAUUGAUGAAGAAAAGUCCAUGGAACUCAAACCUAAUUCUUCUGGAUCUAAGCAAAGGCAACCUGACUCUCGAGAUGAAGAGGAACCCAAAUCAUUGAGUAAUGUGAACAACAGAUUUGAAAAACGAUGUUGGGAUCCAUGUAAUAUUUACAUAUUUGGAGCGCCUGGAAUGGGGAAGAUCUUCUGGACUAGUAUUGUAUUUCCAGAUGCAUAUAAAAAAUUGACGGAUGAUGAUUGGAAGUGA